Anthostomella pinea is the source of this 1182-nucleotide messenger RNA. Lineage: Eukaryota; Fungi; Ascomycota; Sordariomycetes; Xylariales; Xylariaceae. The record is from the annotation of a GenBank genome assembly.
AUGCCACCACACGAAGGUUUAGUGCACACGAAGGAGUACGACUGGAGGGACAGCAAUGUCGAAGCAAUCGGUACAGAGAUCGACCACAAAGUCAAGUACAACUCCGCAGCAACCGAGCCAGCCUGGCAGGACGUCGGGCAGGCUCCUGGGCUGCAAAUCUGGCGCAUUGAGGACUUCCAGGUAGUCGCCUGGCCCAAAAAUCGAUACGGCGACUUCCAUGAAGGAGACAGCUACAUCGUAUUGCACUCCUACAAGGUAAGCAACAAGGAUGGACAAGAGAAGAUAGGCCACGACAUCUUCUUCUGGCUGGGGAGCAAGACCUCGCAGGACGAGGCAGGCACGGCGGCCUACAAGACAGUCGAGCUCGAUGAGUUCCUGGACGGGGUAGCGACACAGCACCGUGAGCUCCAGAAAGAGCCUUCGGAGGAUUUUGUGGCCUUGUUCUCACGGAUCCGGAUCCUGUCUGGCGGUGUUCGCUCUGGCUUCACCCACGUUGAGAUGAAUGAAGAGCCCAAGGAGACUCCCAUGCUUCUCCGGAUCUUCAAGCACCCCUCCGCCAGACGGGCUGACUCGAUCAUGGUCCACGAGGUUGAACCGACGUGGAAGAGUCUGGACGAGAACGAUGUCUUUGUGCUGGAACGCAAUGACAAGAUCUGGGUAUGGCAAGGAAAAUCUUGUAGCCCGAUGGAGAAGGCGAAGGCUGCGCAGGUGGUAAACGACAUGACGAUUGCGAAGCACGUUGAUGUCGAGGUGCUAUCACAAUCGGAAUCGCGAUCGCGAACAGUGGUCAGCAUGCUGGGAGGCGAUGAGGCAGAAGGCCCGUUCACAUCACCUAGGCCCGUGACACCCAACGCAAGCCAGCGUCCUCGCAAGUUAUGGCGUCUUUCCGAUGCUUCGGGACGCCUCGAGUUUGGCGUGGUCAAAGAGGGCCAAGACAUCGGGAUGUCUGACCUGGAAAGCAACGAUGUCUUCCUUCUCGAUACUGGUCACAGUGUCUGGGUUUGGCAGGGCUCGCAAGCGAGUAAGGGGGAGAAGGCCAUGUGGAUCAAGGUGGCCGAGUCGUACAUUCGCCAGCUUGCUGAUGCAGCGGAAAACGGAGACGCGCACCGAUGUCCCAUCUCCAAGGUCGUGGAGGGAAAUGAAAGCCCGGCUUUUGUCAAAGCGUUGGAAGCGUACUUUUAG